Molecule: messenger RNA, 2480 nt
Organism: Gekko japonicus
Lineage: Eukaryota; Metazoa; Chordata; Lepidosauria; Squamata; Gekkonidae
Gene: SLC7A5
Product: solute carrier family 7 (amino acid transporter light chain, L system), member 5
Exons: 10
Coding region: 1-1566 (521 amino acids)
Biological process (GO): neutral amino acid transport; amino acid transmembrane transport
Cellular component (GO): membrane
Molecular function (GO): L-amino acid transmembrane transporter activity; neutral L-amino acid transmembrane transporter activity
Source: RefSeq, a predicted model, not a curated record
AUGUCGGGCGGCGGCGGGGUGAAGAAGCGCGGCUCGGCGGGGCCGGAGGAGGAGAAGAUGCUGGCGGCGGCGGGGGGCGCGGGGGCAGCGGCGGGCGGUCCGGCGCAGGAGAACGGCUGCGCGGGCUCGGCCUUGGCGGCGGAGGAGUCGGGCGUCGUCGUCGUCGGGGGGGUGUCGCUGAAGCGCACGAUCACGCUGGGGAACGGCGUGGCGCUCAUCGUGGGCACGAUCAUCGGCUCGGGCAUCUUCGUGACGCCGACGGGGGUGCUGCGCGAGGCCGGCUCGCCGGGGCUGGCGCUGGUGGUGUGGGCGGCCUGCGGCGUCUUCUCCAUCGUGGGCGCCCUCUGCUACGCCGAGCUGGGCACCACCAUCUCCAAGUCCGGCGGCGACUACGCCUACGUGCUGGAGGUCUACGGGCCCCUGCCCGCCUUCCUCAAGCUCUGGGUCGAGCUCCUCAUCAUCCGGCCCUCCUCCCAGUACAUCGUCGCCUACGUCUUCGCCACCUACCUCCUCAAGCCCCUCUUCCCCACCUGCCUCGUCCCCGACGACGCCGCCAAGCUCGUCGCCUGCCUCUGCGUCCUGGUGCUCACGGCGGUGAACUGCUACAGCGUGAAGGCCGCCACCCGGGUGCAAGAUGCCUUUGCGGCCGCCAAGCUCGCAGCGCUCACCUUGAUCAUCAUCCUCGGAUUUGUUCAGCUUGGAAAGGGUGACGUGGAGAACUUGAGCAUCGAACACUCCUUUGAGGGCACAAACCUUGAAGUCGGGAAGAUAGUCUUGGCCCUGUAUAGCGGCCUUUUUGCUUAUGGAGGCUGGAAUUACUUGAAUUUUGUAACAGAAGAGAUGAUCAACCCAUACAGAAACCUGCCGCUAGCCAUCAUCAUCUCUCUGCCUAUUGUUACCUUGGUUUACGUCCUGACCAACCUGGCAUACUUCACCACCCUGUCGGUAGACGAAAUGCUGGCGUCAGAAGCGGUCGCCGUGGAUUUUGGGAACUAUCACCUGGGAGUCAUGGCUUGGAUCAUCCCGGUCUUUGUUGGCUUAUCGUGCUUUGGGUCUGUCAACGGGUCCCUCUUCACGUCAUCCAGGCUUUUCUUCGUGGGGGCUCGCGAAGGCCACCUGCCCUCCCUCCUCUCCAUGAUCCACCCUCGGCUCUUCACUCCGCUCCCCUCGCUCAUCUUCACGUGCAUCAUGACCCUGAUGUACGCCUUCUCCAACGACAUCUUCUCCGUCAUCAACUUCUUCAGCUUCUUCAACUGGCUGUGCGUGGGGCUGGCGAUCAUCGGCAUGCUGUGGCUGCGCUACAAGAAGCCGGAGCUGGAGAGACCCAUAAAGGUCAACCUCUCCUUGCCCAUCUUCUUCAUCCUGGCCUGCGUCUUCCUCAUCGUGGUCUCCUUCUGGAUGACCCCCAAGGAGUGCGCCAUCGGCUUCACCAUUAUCCUCAGCGGGGUCCCGGUUUACUACAUUGGCGUCUGGUGGCAAAAUAAACCAAAGUGGCUGCUGCAGCUGAUUUACUCCACGACGGUCCUCUGUCAGAAGCUGAUGGAAGUCGUCCCCCAAGAGUCUUAAAGAACCAGUGAAGCGUCAGCGUGUAUGGUUCAAAGCCAGCGCACAAUCUUUUCGUCUCGAAAGCACGAGUAUUUCCGAUUCCUCGUCAAAAGAAAAAAAGUCCAAGCCGGGGGCCUCCGAGGAGACCGCCCCGGAACUCCGCAGCCCACGUGCUCUGCCCCCGCUCCCACCCCUUGCUUCUUACCUUCACCACGCCAGGCAGCUGACACAACGCAGAGAAGAAGAGUUUCCGGGUACAAACUUGAAUCUCGCGGGAAGAGAAGCUUCUGCCGGAGUCUCGAUCGGCCGUAGAGCCGGGGAACCCAACAAGAAACCAAUUCUGUUAAGGUUUACAUGAGUGGCUACACUCGUAUAGGUCAGUUCUUGAUUGGGUUUCUUUUUGUCGUUUCUCUUCUUCAUUUUUGUUAGCGGUUUUAAUUUCUCCAUCCAAGGAAAACGAGGUUCCAGAGCAUCCAGCAUUUCCCAGGUGCCUCCAGAGCUGCCGAAAGUGAAGAACCCCAGGGCUGUCGAUCUCACCUGGUGAAACAGAGGAUGCUGGGGGGGGGGGGAAGGUUUUCCUUAAGCGUUACACUCCUGAACACGAACGGACAGGGACGUGCAGAAUACAAUAAAAUGGGACCUUUACCUUGUGGACCAGCUCAGAUAUCAACUCGUUCCAGUCCAGACGGACUUGGCUACUCCAACAUGAACUUCUUAUUUGUAUUAAUUGUUAUUAUUAUCGUUAUUGUUUUUUAGAGAUUUCCUUUUUAAAAAACUUUUUUUCCUUCCUUUGAGUCUCGCUUGUAGUUCCGCUUCGUUACCAACUUGCAAUAAAUGUUUUGUAUGUUGUCCUGUCCGCAACGCUAACUAUUGUUUUGAGCAAUUCCGGUCAAUGCCGGCGCACCGGCAGAAAAAGCACGUUCCGCCAGACUUGC